CAUUGUGUGCGUAAUCGGCAGGGACCAAGGCACCCGUGUGUUGCUGGAUGGUGGACGUUGUCAAACCCUGAAAGUGCGCCUAUUUAGUUCUAGUUUUGCAUCGAGUCAGAGAAAGGACUUCCUGUGCCUCGCAGCGCUCAUCGUAUUCGGUGUUCCUGCUAUUGGAGUUGGAGUGAGUUAGCAACUGAUCGUGGACCCGAUGACUGAUCCAGUGACUGUCCAAACCAUCAUCGACAACAUCACUCUUCCGCGAACCUGACUGUCCAGGGUCCUAUUUUGUCCGGUUAACGAUGAACACAUGGCUACUGUUACAUCUGCAGAUUUUAACAUAUGUUGGUGUGCUGGGAGAACCGGGGUUUGCCCAACUUGAUGGCGCACCACCAUCCAGUAUCGCUGUUAUUGGGGCAGGAAUUGGGGGCACUGCGACUGCUCAUUUCUUGAGGCAACACUUUGGGCCUGAGGUGCGCAUUGAUGUCUUUGAGAAAGGAACUGUCGGAGGUCGUCUGGCGACAGUCACAGUUAACCACAACGACUAUGAGUCAGGUGGAUCCAUCAUCCACUCUCUAAACCUGCACAUGCAAGACUUCGUCAAACAACUUGGACUGAAGUACAGGAAGAAUGUUGCUGGGAAAACAGCUGUGUUCAACGGCGAGGAGUUCAUACUGGAGGAGACUGACUGGUACCUCCUGGACCUGUUCCGCCUGUGGUGGCGCUACGGCAUCAGCUUCAUACGCUUGCAGAUGUGGGUGGAGGAGAUCAUGGAGAAGUUCAUGAGGAUCUAUAAGUACCAGGCGCAUGGCUAUGCCUUCAGCUCGGUAGAGGAGCUGCUGAGUUCUCUGGGAGGCUCGGGUUUCCUGAACAUGACGCGGCGGCCCCUGUCCGAGUCCCUGCUGGAGCUCGGCGUCUCCCAGCGCUUCAUCGACGAGGUCAUCGCCCCCAUCAUGAGGGUCAACUACGGACAGAACAGCAGCAUCCCUGCAUUCGUGGGAGCUGUGUCUCUUGCCGGGGCCCAGGCUAGCCUGUGGGCAGUGGAGGGGGGCAAUAAGCUGGUCUGCUCGGGGCUGCUGAAGCUGGCCAGAGCCAAUCUCAUCCAGGCACAGGUCAAUGCCAUCUCCCCCCAGGCUGCAGGAGAGUCAAUCCAGUAUCGCCUCAGCUACAGCACCCAGACGGAGAAGCGCGAGGAUCUGUACGACAUUGUGGUGGUGGCCACGCCGCUGCAGCCUAGCGUGGGCUCUGGCAUCUCCUUCCAAGGCUUCGAGUCCGAGUCCGAGCCGGUCUCCGAGUCCGAGUCCGACUCCCAGCAGCAGCAGCAGCCCCCUCCCUCCAUCGCAGGCACCUACCACCACACCGUGGCCUCCAUCGUCCACGGCUACCUCAACUGCUCCUACUUCGGCUACCCGGACCCCAAGCUCUUCCCCUUCGCCAGCAUCCUCACCACCGACACACCGGAGCUGUUCUUCAACAGCGUGGCCAACGUGUGCCCCGUCAACAUCACGACCGGGUUCCGCCGCAAGCCGCCCCAGGAGGCUGGCGUCUACAAGGUGUUCUCCCAAGAGCCCCUGGGCAAGAAGGAACUGAAGACGCUCUUCAAGUCCUACUACUCGGUGCAGGUGACGGACUGGCAGGCCUACCCGCACUACUGGAGCACUGAGGAGCUGCCUCCCGUCGUCCUGCACGACGGCCUCUACUACCUCAACGGCAUUGAGUGGGCCGGCAGCGCCAUGGAGAUGAGCUCCGUGGCGGCCAAGAACAUCGCCCUGCUGGCGUACCACCGCUGGAGUCGCCAGGCCGAGAUGGUGGACCAGAAGGACCUCAUGCACAAGAUCAAAACUGAGUUGUAAUCAGUGAAAAAGACUUGUUUUUCCUCAUCAGCUGGACAUUUGAAAUUGAUAGUUGGACAUGACUGCUCAUUUACAAAUGCUAGAUCUACUAAAACCACAAUGAUGUGUGGGCAUGAUGGCACUGUUAAAAUCAUUGACACUUAAUCGCACAGGAAGCCAGCCUUUGGCUUUAUCGCUUGUUUGUGUGUCAUAGUAUUUAUUUCCAUUUAUUUAUUAAUACAUAAGAGCUCUCUGAAAAUAUGACACUUUUUUCAGAGGUGUCUCAGAUGCUGCUGGGCUGCUUGUUUUGUUUUAGAUUGAUUCUACACUGUAAAUUAAUAAAACAAUGCUAGAUUUUGUCAUUA
Engraulis encrasicolus (European anchovy) is the source of this 2185-nucleotide messenger RNA. Its product is annotated as prenylcysteine oxidase-like. Gene Ontology annotation, biological process: prenylated protein catabolic process; prenylcysteine catabolic process. NCBI's taxonomy places the organism in Eukaryota, Metazoa, Chordata, Actinopteri, Clupeiformes, Engraulidae. The record is from RefSeq and is a predicted model, not a curated record. The transcript has 6 exons. Bases 291 to 1841 code for a protein of 516 amino acids. Gene Ontology annotation, molecular function: prenylcysteine oxidase activity.